Messenger RNA from Alosa sapidissima (American shad), 4570 nucleotides. Its product is annotated as double-stranded RNA-specific editase 1-like. The coding region runs from base 436 to 2619 and encodes 727 amino acids. The transcript has 14 exons. Lineage: Eukaryota; Metazoa; Chordata; Actinopteri; Clupeiformes; Clupeidae. Gene Ontology annotation, biological process: adenosine to inosine editing; RNA processing. Gene Ontology annotation, cellular component: nucleolus; cytoplasm. The record is from RefSeq and is a predicted model, not a curated record. Gene Ontology annotation, molecular function: double-stranded RNA binding; tRNA-specific adenosine deaminase activity; double-stranded RNA adenosine deaminase activity.
GUGUUUAAAGCUUGGUAUCCGCCCAAAAAGUAUUGGCCAAUCAGUUUCCGUGCACAGCGUGGACAACAGUGCCUGCAUUCCUACCCUGUUAUUGGAACAGCUGAUUUAUUGUUUUCUGCGCCAUUCAUCCUUGGGUCCUGCAGCCAGCCGAACAGUAACAGACAAAAUCGGGCAACAAGCAAGAGCGUGUAUGUAGCCUACACAUUGUUGCAACAACGACGUGUGACCAAGCUUCGCAAGGAGGCUGCCUCCAUCAACAUCCCCAAAAUCGUGGCUGAAUUCCAUCCCUCCCUUGCUUGUGUGCAGCAUUGAGAGGUCUUAUCAUCGUGUGAAAUCCCUAACAACUAUUGCAGGGAGUUUCACAUCUCGUCGUGUGUUUAAUAGGAAUCAUCUGUGAACAAGCAAGUACCCUAUACAGGUGUCAACAUCAAAGCAAUGACCGAAGGCAGAGCUGGAGUCAGGCAGUCCAGAGGGCAGCAGAAAUUGCUCAGCAUGGACAUGGAUGAAGAGGAGAACAUGAGUUCGAGCAGCACAGACGUUAAGGAAAACCGCAACCUGGACAACCUCUCCUCCAAGGAGGGGACUGGCGAAGGGGUGCAGACCCCCAACGGGAGUGCAGGUGGUGGUGGAGCCGGCGGUGGGGGUGGCGGCCGCAAGCGCCCUCUGGAGGAGGGCAAUAACGGGCACACGCACGGCGGCAAGUUCCGGCCCAAGCGGCGUAAGAAAACGCCGGGGCCCGUGCUGCCCAAGAAUGCGCUGAUGCAGCUGAACGAGAUCAAGCCGGGCUUGCAGUACAAGCUGCACUCCCAGACGGGUCCCGUGCACGCGCCCGUCUUCGUGAUGACCGUGGAGGUCAACGGUCAGCUCUUUGAGGGCUCGGGCCCCACCAAGAAGAAGGCCAAGCUGAACGCGGCCGAGAAGGCGCUGCGCUCGUUUGUGCAGUUCCCCAACGCGUCCGAGGCGCACCUGGCCAUGGGCCGAACGCUGACCGUCAACACAGACUUCACGUCCGAUAGCCAGGCUGACUUUCCCGACAUGCUAUUCAACGGCUUCGAGACACCCGCGCCGCCCGAGGAGACCUUCUACCUGGGCACAAAUGGCAACGGCUCGCUGGUGUCGCUCGGCGACUACCCGGUGCCCGUCACGCCGUGCAGCACGACGCUGGCACAGCCGGUGCUCCCAGUGGCCACGUUCACCACGUCGACGAGCGGCAAGAACCCAGUGAUGAUCCUCAACGAGCUGCGGCCCGGGCUCAAGUACGAGUUUGUGUCGGAGAGCGGCGAGAGCCACGCCAAGAACUUUGUGAUGGCGGUGACGGUGGACGCGCAGACGUUCGAGGGCUCCGGACGAAACAAGAAGCUGGCCAAGGCCCGUGCGGCCCAGGCAGCGCUCUCUGGGCUCUUCAACAUGCAGCUGGACCAGACACCCUCCCGCCAGCCAAUCCCCAGAGAGGGCCUGCAGCUACACCUGCCGCAGGUUCUUGCAGAUGCAGUCUGCCGUCUCAUUGUGGACAAAUUCAGCGAGCUGACGGACAACUUCACUUCACCGCACGCCCGACGGAAAGUCCUUGCUGGCGUUGUCAUGACAACAGGCACGGAUGUCAAGGAGGCCCAGGUGAUCUGCGUCUCCACGGGAACCAAGUGUAUAAACGGCGAGUACAUGAGUGACCGUGGCCUGGCACUGAACGACUGCCACGCUGAGAUCGUGGCCCGCCGCUCCCUGGUGCGCUUCCUCUACAGCCAACUGGAGCUCUUUCUCAGCAGCAGCCGUGAGGAGCAGCAGUCAUCGGUCUUCACCCGGUGCGAGAAGCACGGCUACCGGCUGAAGGACAACGUCCAGUUUCACCUCUACAUCAGCACGUCGCCCUGCGGGGACGCCCGCAUCUUCUCACCGCACGAGGCCGGCGUGGAAGAUCAAGGUGAUAGGCAUCCAAACAGGAAGGCUCGGGGGCAGCUGCGGACGAAGAUCGAGUCUGGCGAGGGGACGAUCCCCGUGCGGUCAAGCAACACCAUCCAGACAUGGGAUGGCGUGCUGCAAGGCGAGAGGCUGCUCACAAUGUCCUGCAGCGACAAGAUUGCCAGGUGGAACGUGGUGGGGAUCCAGGGCUCUCUGAUGAGCUACUUCAUGGAGCCCAUCUACUUCUCCAGCAUCAUCCUGGGCAGCCUGUACCACGCCGACCACCUGUCACGCGCCAUGUACCAGCGCAUCGCCGAAAUGGAGGACCUGCCCGAGUCCUUCACCCUCAACAAACCCCUACUGAGUGGCAUAAGCAAUGCUGAGGCGCGGCAGCCAGGAAAGGCACCCAACUUCAGCGUGAACUGGGCGGUGGGGGACCAAGCACUGGAGGUCAUCAAUGCCACGACGGGCAAGGACGACCUCGGCAGACCCUCCCGCCUCUGCAAGCACGCCUUCUACUGCCGCUGGGUUCGCCUGCACAGCAAGCUGUCUCCAAGUCUGCGGAUCAAGGGGCCCAAGCCCAGCUCGUACCAUGACGCCAAGCAGGCGGCACAGGAGUACCACACGGCCAAACAGACUCUCUUCAAGGCCUUUCAGAAGGCCGGCCUCGGCGCCUGGGUCAAGAAGCCCAUCGAACAGGACCAGUUCUCCCUCAACCCCUGAUCGAGACAUGGACAGGUGGACACAGGGGAGGGGGGAUGUGUAUGAAGAGAGAGAGAGAGAGAGAGAGUAAGAUGACAGUGAACAGGGGCAUUACCAGCCAACCAGACAUCAAUCAUCACAAUGUAGUGUGUGUGUGUGUGUGUGUGUGUGUGUGUGUGUGUGUGUGUGUGUGUGUGUGUGUAAGACCCCAUAGUCCUUCUGCUGAGCCUCCUCUGGUCUUUCCUGAGUGUGAGUCGGGAGUCUAAUGUUUCCUGAGAUGUUUCUUUACCACUGCUGGUGAUAUGAUUUAUUUUUAAGAUUAUUUUUAAGAUUAUACAUUAUUUAAUAGGAAAAGUAUAGAUACUUUUGACUUGACUUGAACAAAAAAUGGACAACAAACACAGGUGUAGUAACUUGGACAGCAUUGCCAAACAUACAAUACUCCUCAGACUGAUAUUUGGAUUCAGGCAGACAUCUCUUAGGUGCUGAUGGACAGGGAUUAUGGGUAAUGCUGUUCUGUCCUUCACUUGUUCCUCUGACCUUUACUCACAAUUCAGUUGCCUUCAGUACUCCGUUUAAGAUUAUUUUAAGUAGUGUUUUAUAUGAAAUUAUGAUUUUCUUGUGAGUGUAUAACUCAUGCCUUUCCCCCAUUUUAGCAUAUUUUUAAACACAUCAACUCAUUAUAGCAUAUACAAUUAACAUAUUUCGUUGAUUAGUGGUGGACCUUGGUAGUCAACGAUUCCUUUGCAGCAUGCCAUUGCCUUUGGAAAUAUUCCCCACAGGUCAAGAUUUGCAACUUAAUUCACUGUGUAAUGCCUGUCAAGGAGCUGGGCUGGUGGGUGUUGGUCCUUUCCAGUGCUCUGUGGCCAUGAGCCUUGAUCCUGCCUGUCUUCAAGUGUACUUGACAAAACAGGACGCUGAUGCAAUACACUGGGAGGAUCAGAGGCCAGUAGUUUCGAGCCCAUAGAAUGGAGUUUUAUCUUGGCCAUACAUUCUAGAACACAAUGCCGUGUAGUGGAAAGUAAUGUUAUAUGACAAAUCAGAGCUCACAGUUCUUAUAAUUUGUGAGUUCUAAUAUAUAGACAUGGAAAAUUAGAAUGUGUUUUAUUACUAAAUGCUGUACUGUAAAAGAAAAUGACUGGUGCAUAUACCAUUCAAACUGGUAUCUAGUGACCAUGACCAUGAUUUUAAGGUCCAAGGUUUUAAUUUUAUUGGCGGCUUUUUCUGUUAGUAAUUGACUACAGUUUGUAGGCUACAUUCAGUUUUGUCAGUUGGUCAUCCGAAUCACACGCUUGGUAACUAUGGAAACACCUCCAAAGAAACAGCUACUGUGCUUCUGUUCGUCUGCUUCAUUGAAAGCUGGUGAGGGUGGUCAUGCACUUGCUGUCUGUGAAGGUGAGAACACUGUUUGCCCUUGAGGCCUCUCUGCGAUUGUACUGUAUGCUAAAAACUAGUAUGUAUACUAAUGCAUUCCAAAAAAAAGGACAAAUUCAUAAAGUUUAUUUUGCUUCAACACUUUAAAUAUGAUUUGUAAAUAUUAGUUUGGUAUAGUUCUUAUGAUGGCGCUUAAAUGUAUUUCAUAUGAUCUUAUUAUGUUAAUGGAAACAUCAUUCCCUAAGAAAGAGUGAAAACUCCUGUACAGUGUAAUUAAAUUAACUUCAUCUCUUCCCCCAACACCUGGACCAAAAAAUAAGGCUGUCAGGUUAGCAACUUCCCAGCAUCUUAUUUAGUUGGCAUGUUUUGUUUAGUUUAUUUUCCCUUAAGAGGGUUGUUGAAAUGCACUGGACCUUGUACUGUUUUUGCUGUCUUGUUUAUAUGAUGAUUCUAUGCUAAUUCCUGCACUAUUUGUUUUUUUUUUUUUUAACGAGAAGGACGCAUCUGGCUUAGCAUGUAAUUUUUGAGCCCCUCCCCAGCUUAUGUUGUCCACGCUGUACCCUCAAUCUCGAAAAAAUAAAAUAGCAAGAAAACUCCA